Messenger RNA from Eruca vesicaria subsp. sativa (arugula), 978 nucleotides. NCBI's taxonomy places the organism in Eukaryota, Viridiplantae, Streptophyta, Magnoliopsida, Brassicales, Brassicaceae. The record is from the annotation of a GenBank genome assembly.
AUGCGCAACAAGUGCCAUGUUACUUCAUCUUUGGAGAUUCAGUUUUCGACAGUGGCAACAACAAUAACUUGCAAACUAAGGCAAAAGUUAACUUUUUACCUUAUGGUAUUGACUUUGCCAGAGGCCCGACGGGCCGGUUCACCAAUUGCCGCACUAUCGCAGAUUUUAUUCGGUGAACUCUCGGGUUUUAAGGAUUUUAUUCCGCCAUUCGCCGGAGCAUCACCGGAACGAGCUCACAUCGGGAUGAACUAUGCUUCUGGUGCAGGCGGACUCCGUGAAGAAACUAGUGAACAUUUGAGUGGUCGAAUAAGUCUAAGCAACCAAAUACUAAACCACAAAAAGGCGAGAAAGAAAGUGAAUGUACCACUUCAUAGACUGGAACAAUGCCUUUAUGCAAUCAGCAUUGGAAGCAACGAUUACGUCAACAACUACUUCAUGUCAAAACCAUACAACACGAGUCGCCGUUUUAAGCCUAAUCAAUAUGCACAUUCUCUCAUCAUACUCUAUCAUACUCAAUUGAAGAGUUUGCACCACUUAGGAGCGCGGAAAGUGGCACUUUUCUCGAUCAGUAAGAUUGGUUGCACACCAAAGAUGAUUAGGUCCCAUGGUGGUGGUAAAGGUUGUGCGAGAGAGGUGAACGCUGCAGUGGCAAUCUUCAAUAAGAACCUAGAAGACCUUGUAGAAGAUUUCAAUAAGAACGUCCAUGGUGCUAAGUUCACCUAUGUCGAUAUGUUCUCUGGUGCAGAUCCCUUAGCUUACAAAGUUUUAGGAUUUAAGGUUAGACACAAGGCUUGUUGUACAUUAUCUCCAGGGGAAGAACUUUGCACACCAAACAAACCAAUUUGUGCAAACCGGAGUGAAUAUGUCUUUUGGGAUGAUAUUCAUAGUUCCGAAGCCACUAAUAUGAUGAUGGCUAGCAGCUCGUUUGAUGGACCUCUAGGUAGUCCGUACAGCAUUGCCAGCCUUUUGAAGCAAUAA